AUGUUGAGCAUGAUUAAACAAGCUGGUACACCAGCCGAUGCCAAGAGAGGACAAUCACUCUUACUCAAUAUCAGUGCCGCCAAGGGUUUGCAAUCGGUUCUCAAAUCUAACCUUGGUCCAAAGGGUACCAUCAAGAUGUUGGUAUCUGGUGGUGGUGACAUCAAGAUUACAAAGGAUGGUAGUGUUUUAUUACAUGAAAUGCAAAUUCAACACCCAACAGCAGCAUUGAUUGCAAGAACAGCAACUGCACAAGAUGAUAUUACAGGUGAUGGUACAACAUCAAACAUUAUAACGAUUGGCGAAUUGUUGAAACAAAGCGAGAGAUAUUUGGCAGAGAAUGUACAUCCACGUGUAUUGUCAGAGGGUAUCAACUUGGCAAAGGAUCGUGUUUUAGAGUUCCUCGAGAAAUUCAAGCAAACUAAAAACACAUUGGACAGAGAAUUGUUGGUAUCGAUUGCUAGAUCUUCAUUGCGUACAAAGGUUCCAGUACCCAUUGCCGAUCAACUCACCGAGCACGUAGUCGAUGCUCUCUUGCUCAUCAGAAAGGAUGACGAACCACUCGAUCUCUUUAUGGUCGAAACCAUGACCAUGCAACACCGUACCGACGGUGAAUCCACCCUCGUCAAGGGUCUUGUCCUUGAUCACGGUGCUCGUCAUCCAGACAUGCCAAAGAAAUUAACAAACUGUUUCAUCCUUACCUGUAACGUUUCUUUGGAAUUUGAAAAGACUGAAGUAAAUUCAAAUUUCUUAUACAAGGAUCAUGAACAAAGAUCAAGAAUGAUUGAUGGUGAACAUAAAUUGAUUGCACAAAGAUGCAGACAAAUUAUUGAAUUAAAGAAUCACGUUUGCGAUACACCAGACAAGAGCUUUGUUGUCAUCAACCAAAAGGGUAUUGACCCAAUCUGCCUCGACAUGUUUGCCAAGGCCGGUAUCCUCGCUUUGCGUCGUGCCAAGCGUAGAAAUAUGGAACGUCUCACAUUGGCAUGUGGAGGUACCGCCAUGAACUCGUUGGAAGACCUCACUCCAGACCUCCUCGGUCACGCCGAGCUCGUCUACGAACACACCAUUGGCGAGGACAAAUACACUUUUGUCGAAGGUGUCAAGAACCCAUUCUCAUGUACUAUUCUCAUCAAAGGACCAAAUAAACACACCAUCGAGCAAAUCAAGGACGCCCUCCGUGAUGGUCUCCGUGCUGUCAAAAACACCAUUGAAGAUGGUGUCGUCAUCCCAGGUGGUGGUGCCUUCCAAGUGGCUGCCCACCGUGAUCUACUCGAGUUCAAGGACACCGUCCAAGGCCGUACCAAGUUGGGUGUGCAAGCAUUUGCCGACGCCAUCCUCGUCGUGCCAAAGACCUUGGCCGAAAACUCUGGCUUUGAUCCAAUGGACACCCUCAUCAAGUUGCAAGACGAACAUGCCAAGGGCCACAUUGUCGGUCUCGACAUUACCUCUGGCGAGCCAAUGAACCCCAUCCAAGAAGGUGUCUACGAUCAAUACUCUGUCCUCAAACAAAUUUACAGAAGCGCUCCAGUCAUUGCCGCCCAACUUUUAUUAGUCGAUGAAAUCAUCAAGGCCGGUAAGGGUAUGAGAGGUAGCAGUGUUCCAGAUGGUGCUCAAGAAUAA
Messenger RNA from Cavenderia fasciculata, 1620 nucleotides. It is a transcript of the gene cct6, whose product is annotated as chaperonin containing TCP1 zeta subunit. Gene Ontology annotation, cellular component: chaperonin-containing T-complex. The transcript has 3 exons. Bases 1 to 1620 code for a protein of 539 amino acids. Gene Ontology annotation, molecular function: ATP-dependent protein folding chaperone; ATP hydrolysis activity; ATP binding. Lineage: Eukaryota; Evosea; Eumycetozoa; Acytosteliales; Cavenderiaceae. The record is from RefSeq and is a predicted model, not a curated record. Gene Ontology annotation, biological process: protein folding.